Dentiscutata erythropus is the source of this 2070-nucleotide messenger RNA. Lineage: Eukaryota; Fungi; Glomeromycota; Glomeromycetes; Diversisporales; Gigasporaceae. The record is from the annotation of a GenBank genome assembly.
AUGCUUUUGUUUACUAAUAUAGCUCUACCUUCUGUUUUUAUUAGAAUCUCGGGAUGUCUUUCUCCAGAGGUUUCAAUUCGUCAUACCAUAUCGCGUCAAUUACGUCCUUGGUCACGGUUAGAAUUAAAAGUUUUGGAAACUCUUGUUAAAAAACACGGUCAAGAUUGGGAGAAAAUUGCUAAACAUAUGCCUGGUAGAAAGGCUGGUGAAUGCUGUAUUCAAUAUUAUUCCAUGCCUUUAUACCAUCGUGAGCUUCAUGACGAAACUGAAAAUAUUCAUAUAAAAGACAUUAAAACUGAAUCCAAAGAGACUUUCUCCGAAGAAGAGUGUAAACUUUUAGACGACUUGAUUAAAAAUCUUGGCUGUAGAUGGUCAUUGAUUUCAAGUCAAUUCCCGUCAAAGACGCCGGAGUCAAUAGAAAUAUUUGUAUAUGAAAAUUUAAAUAAAUUUCCUGCACUAUUAUCACUCUCAGAUAAAUUGACUAAAACUAAAUCAUGGUCUGAUAGUGAAAUGAAAUUACUUGAUAAUUUAUUUAAAAGAUAUUGUUGUAAUAAUAAUUUAAUUUCGGAAAGAAGUAGAUUAUCAGGAUCCGCGUCUCGGUUAUUACUAUAUCAUCAACAUAAAUUACCAACACUUAAUAACGUAAAGUCCUCAAAAUGGAUCAAGGUAUCAAGUCCGUGGACAGAACGUGAGACGCGUUUAUUAAAUGAUCUUGUCGAACAAUAUGGUAAUGAUUGGUCCUUAAUAUCAAGUAGGUUGCCUGGGAGAACUGAAUAUGCAUGUAAAGAUAAAUAUCAUUCUUGUUGGCAGUUGUCAUUAAAUAGAACAGAAUUGGUAAAACAUUGUUGGCCACAAGAGGAUGUUCAAUUUUUAGACCUCUUAAUAUCAAAAUAUGGAAAAUGGCAAAUAAUUCCAAUUCUUUUACCUGGUAUUUCACCUAUGAAUCGCCAUGUACGCAACACAACUCUUACUCGAGGGUGGAAAGUAGAAGAAAUAUCUCUUUUAAAAGAUCUAGUAAAAAAAUAUGGUCGAAAUUGGAAAAAAAUAAAGUCUUAUUUUCCACAUAAACAAAUAAAAACUAUCGAAUUUCAUGUGAGGACAAAUCCCCAACUUUAUUACAUUGAAGGGCAAGAAAAUGAGAUUGAUCUCUAUGAAAUACAACAACAUUUUUAUGUAAAAAGACCUUGGUCUGGGGAAGAAACAAGAAAGCUUUUAGAAUUGAAAUCUCAAUAUGGUACAGAUUGGCGUAAGAUUUCUGAAGGCCUUCCUGGUAGAUUACCAUCUGGAUGUUAUUAUAAAUAUAAAAUGAUGACUGAGGUAUUCAUGAAAGUCGAGAAAGAUUGGAAUUUCGAGGACAUUAUACAAGUGCAAGAUCUAGUUCAGAAAUAUGGUUCAGAUUGGGAAUUUAUCUCUCAAAAAAUGAAACACAAAAGUCCCAGCGAAAUACAGCAACUGGUGAACGAAAAUUCUCGAAUUUUUUCUUAUCCUACUUCAUCGUUAAAUUCUAAUACUGAAAAAACUUUAACUAAACCUUGGUCCGAUGAAGAUAUAUUAAAGUUGACAAAUCUUAUCGAAUUGCAUGGUAAUGAUUGGAAAAAUAUUGCUGAAAAUUUUCCAGAGAAAACUCUCGAAGAGUGUGUGGAUUAUUAUAAUUCACAUCGGAGCAUUUUUCCGGAUUUAAAUCCAUUUAGCACAGAUAAUUGGGCAUUACCAGACCGCAGUGGUAAAUCAUGGACUGAGAAAGAAGUACAAUUGUUAAAGGAAUUAUUAGGUGAAUACGGUGUGGAUUAUCAUCGAAUUUCAAAAUUUAUGCCAGGGAGGACGUGUGCGUCGAUUAGAUCAUAUGUUGAUUGGCAUCGACAGGAUUUUAAUGAACUUUGCACAUUUGAAAAUAGAGCAAAAGCAAUGCAAUGGACGAAAGAUGAGGAAAAUAAGUUACUGAACCUUGUAAAACUUUAUGGAGGGGAAUGGAAAACUAUUUCUAAUAAUCUGUCAAAUAGAUCACCAACCGCCUGUAAACAAAAAUUUUAUAGUAUGUUACGUCCAAAUAUUCCAGCUUCAAAGAUUGAA